CACUCACAGGAUGUUAGUGGAUCUGCAGCGGCAGACCUGGCCAGACAGACAGACACACCAGGGGACAGAAUGGCAGGAGAAGACGAUGAGCGGACACACACUUACUGGACUUAAUCAACAUGAUCUUGAGGCUUUAGUGUAAUUCUGACCUUAGGCCUUUUUUUCCCGUUUUUGAUGACCCCAGAUUAGGCUUAGCUGUGAAGCAGUUUCUAAAAAGAUAGUGUGCACUCUUCUUCAGAGGAUUCAGCUUCAGGUUGGAAUCCCCUGAAGCCCUAAGCUGGUUUGGGAUCUUUAGGCAUGGGCUGUACCACCAGUCUGCUACUAGCGCUGCGCUCCAUAAUGAGAAGAAACCGUUCACGCAUCAUUUCUCACCAGCAGGAGCAACAACUUGUGUUGGAAAUCACAGCACCGGAGGAGGGGAUGGUCACCAGUGAACCCCAAGCCAUUGUCACCAUGCAGGAGAAGCCCAAACUGAUCGACCCUCUGGACUAUGAGGCUGUGAUUUCAGAGCUUGAACCCGAGUUCAGAGAAGAUCCUCUUCAAGAUCUCCUGCUAUUCCCAGACCUCGACUUCACUGUGUCCACUCUUCCUGUGGAGAGGAGGACGGUGAAGUCCACUGUGCCAGAGGGAGCCGACACACACGCUGAAUGUCUGCUGGUCAGACAGGCCUGUCAAUAUUACAACUCCCAUCUGCAUGUGAUCCAGUAUAAAUAUGAAGAGUAUGCAGGAGACUACCGCACACUGCCCAGGAAGCUGUACAAAUCAGAGAAGUUGCCCUCGCACUCCUUUGAGAUCGACCAUGAAGAUGUGGACAAAGAUGAGGACACAACUUCUCUGUCAUCAUCUAAAGGAGGAGGAGGUGGAGCAGGAAGUGGAGGCACAGGGGGAAUCGGUGUUUUUAAGUCCGGUUGGCUCUAUAAAGGGAACUUUAACAGCACUGUCAACAACAGCAUCACUGUCCGGUCUUUCAAGCGAAGAUAUUUUCAGUUGACUCAGCUGACUGACAACUCUUAUAUCAUGAACUUCUAUAAAGAUGAGAAAAUAUCAAAGGAACCUAAAGGCUGUAUUUUUCUGGACUCGUGCACCGGGGUGGUUCAGAAUAGCCGCCUGAGGAAACACGCCUUUGAGUUGAAAAUGAACGAAGUGACGUAUUUUGUCCUGGCUGCUGAGAACGAGCAAGACAUGGACGAUUGGAUCAACACUCUCACACGCAUCCUGCAGAUCAGUCCUCCGGACGGCCCAGUUCUGGAUCGCAAGAGCGCGGACCUGAGCGACAGCAAACAAGAGAUCAUUGAUGCGUCAUUGAAUCAUGUCCCUGUUCAAAAAAAUGAGGAAACAACUGAAAACGGAAUCCACCCUGAACUGGCCAAGUAUAUUUCUGAGACAGAGGAGGGAGCGAGAGCUGUCAGAGGAGAAGAAAGACUCAACCUGUUCUCUCUGGAUCCUGAUAUUCCUGUUUUGAGGAGUCCCAGGAUGGAGUUUGGGGAUUCUGCUUCUGUCCAGCCGUUUGAUGAGAAGCUCGGGAAGAGACUGAUGAUCUCCUGCCGCUCGCUCAACCUCACACUGCAGGGCUGCAUCAACGAGACCGACACUGAGCCAGUCACUAAUAUCGAGCCUUUCUUCGUGUCGGUUUCUCUGCUGGACAUACGUGAGGGCAGGAAGGUUUCAGCGGACUUCCAUGUGGACUUGAACCAUGAGGUUGUGCGGCAAAUGCUUAGUAGCUCUGGUAAUGCGGGAGAUCAAGCUUUGGAUGGUGGUAACGCUGCUCCACAGGAAAAUGGCCUCACUUCACCUGUAGAGAAGAAAACAGAGGACUGCCAGUUAAGCACGGAGUUGGAGAACUGGCUGCGCUUUCCAAAACAGGCGAUCUUUUCAGUUACGAAUCCGCACACAGACAUUGUGAUGGUGGCACGGUUGGAGAAAGUGCUGAUGGGAAAUAUUUCCAGUGGUGCAGAACCCUACAUUAAAAACACAGAUUCCAGCAAGACUGUCCAGAAGAUGUUGAAAUCCAAUAAGCAAUUCUGUAGCAAACUUGGAAAGUACCGAAUGCCUUUCGCCUGGUCUGUAAGGUCAGUAUUUAAGGACAACCAGGGCACAGUGGACAGGGAAAGUCGCUUCUCUCCGCUCUUCAAACAAGAGAGCAACAAGAUUUCCACAGAAGACCUCAUCAAGCUCAUCGCAGAGUACAGGAGGGCAGAGAAGGCCAGUAAACUCCAGAUCAUCCCUGGAAAUCUUGAAAUAAACGUGGACUGCGUUCCCAUGGAAUGUCCCAACUGUGUGACGUCCUCGUAUGUCACUCUGCGGCCGUUCGAGGACUGCGCUCUACGUGCUCCUACGGUGGAGGUGGACGAGUUCCUGCAGGACUCCUCUAAGUUUGCCCAGCCUUACAGAGUCUACAGGAACCACAUCUAUAUCUACCCCAGACACCUCAAGUAUGACAGCCAGAAGAGUUUCGCAAAGGCUCGAAACAUCGCCGUUUACGUGGAGUUCAGAAGCUCUGAUGAAGAACACGCCAAGCCACUUAAGUGCAUCUAUGGAAAGCCAGGAGGUCCUGUUUUUACCACGACUGCCUGUUCCACAGUUCUGCACCACUCACAGAACCCAGACUUUUAUGAUGAGGUGAAGAUUGAGCUGCCAACACAUCUUCAUGAGAAACACCAUUUACUCUUCUCCUUCUAUCAUGUGACCUGUGACAUCAAUGCCAAGACCAGCUCUAAGAAGAAAGAGGCUCUUGAAACUCCAGUGGGCUAUGCAUGGCUGCCUCUUCUGAAGGAUGGACGUGUUUCCUCUCAGGAUUUCAGUAUUCCAGUCUCAUGCACUUUGCCUGGUGGAUAUCUACACAUUAAAGAGUCUUCAUCUACCAAAAAUGGCUCCGACGUGAAGUGGGUCGAUGGGGGGAAGCCGAUCUUCAAAGUGUCCACUUCAGUGCUUUCUACAGUUUAUACUCAGGACCCCCAUCUAAACCGCUUCUUCCAGCAGUGCCAAAAACGAGAGGCAGACCUCUCUCAACCUCCUACCUCAAACUUCCUCAACUGCCUUAAAGGCCUCCUGAGUAUGGAGAGGAUUCAUGUCAUAAUUCGCUUCCUUCCUAUUAUCUUCAACCAGCUCUUCAAAGUGCUUACUCAAAAUGACACUGAUGAAGUGACUUCCAGCACCACCAGAGUCCUGGUCCACAUCUUAGCUAAGUGCCAUGAGGAGAACCUGGGCCACUAUUUGCACUCUUACAUAAAGUUUGUCUUCAAGACUGAAGCUUGUGGCUUCAGAACAGUUCAUGAAGAGGUGGCCAAGGGAAUGACCUCUGACCUGAAGAGCAACGACCAGUCAGUCAUACGCAAUAUCCUUAAGUUUUCGUGGUUCUUUCUAGAGAUCAUAGUGAAGUCGAUGGCACAGCAUCUGCUGGAUGAAAACAAGCUUAAGCUUCCUCAACCGCAGCGAUUUCCUGGAACUUUCCAAAAUCGAUUGGAGACUCUGAUCAUGACGAUGUCCGAUCAUAUCUACUGGAAGAAUAAAGAGUUGGCAGAGGAGACACGCAGCGCUAAUAUGGCCAUAGCAGUCUUUGUGAAGCGGUGCUUUACAUUCAUGGACAGAGGUUUCACCUUCAAACUGAUCAGCAACUACAUAAACAUGAUCACAGCCAGUGACAAUAAGACGCUGUGUGAGCUGAAGUUUGAGUUCAUAAGGGAAGUGUGUAACUAUGAGCACUAUGUCCCUCUGAGUCUUCCCAUCACGUCUGCACGAAUCACAGACAAAGCAGCACCGGAAACCCAAAGUGCUCAGGUGGACUUUCCAGAGUAUAUUUUGACGGAAGAGUUCUGCAGGAAACAUUUUCUCACAGGACUGUUGUUGAGAGAGCUGGGGCUCGCUUUGCAAGACGAGCAAGACCUGAGACACCUCGCCCUGGCCUGCCUGAAGAACCUCAUGGCUAAACAUUCACUGGACUCCCGUUAUGGCGUAAAGGAGAAACAGGCACGGAUAGCCUCUCUGUACUUGCCUCUUUAUGGUUUGAUCCUUGACAACAUGCCUCGCUUUUUCCUCAGAGAUCUGUUUCCAAUCUGCCUUACGGCUAGUGACCAGGGUUCCAGAGAUGAUCUCAGUGUGGGAGUAGGUUUAGCAGGUCAGGUGACCCAUGUUGUACGCCAUGGGAACUCAAUGGAUGCAUCUUUCUCCAAGGAAGUGCUCAACUCCAUUACAGCCUUUUCUUCGUUGGCCGUAUCAACAGCUAACAAUGCAGACUCCAGAGGUUCUCUCAUCAGCAUCGAGUCAAACCCCAGCAACAGCGACCGCAACAGUGAGAAGAUGGAUGCAUGUGAAAAGUUUACCAGGCCGCAGUCUCUCAUUGGGUUUGGUUCACGCUUUGACAAACUCGAUCAAGCGGAGACCAGAAGUCUGCUCAUAUGUUUCCUGCACAUCAUGAAGACCAUUUCAGAGGAGGUGCUGGUUUCAUACUGGCAUCGAGCAAUUCACCAGGAGAUCAGUGAUUUCUUUAAUAUCCUGGAACUUUGUCUCCAACACUUCCGGUUCCUUGGAAAGCGCCACAUUGCCAGGAAGCUAGCGGCCGCCGUUAAGCUGGCUCAGGCCACACAGAACAAUGGCACCCUGAAGGGGUCUAACGUGUCCUGCCAGUCUUCAGGGCUCCUACCCCAAUGGAUGCAGUCUUCUCAGGAUGGGCACAGACACGCCCGCUCACAGACCAUGCCCAUCAUCAGGGGGAAGAACGCCCUCACCAACCCCAAACUGCUGCACAUGAUGGAGACGGAUGGGAAUGUUUCUGAAGGAGAAAACGUCAGCCCCACAGAUAUUGAAGCCAAUCUCUCUACUGAAGUAGCACUGACCGUGUUGGAUGUUUUGGAUCUGUUUAUUCAUCAUCACAAGAAACGGCUGCAGCACGACGAUGGGCAAAACUCUUUGAUGAAGAAAGUGUUUGACACGUACCUGCUGUUCUUCCAGAUCAACCAGUCCACCAGCACGCUCAGACACGUCUUCACCGCCCUGCGCCUCUUCAUUCAGAAGUUCCCGUCCACGUUUUUCCAGGGUAAAGCGGAUCUGUGCGGCACUCUGUGCUAUGAGAUCCUGAAGUGCUGUAACCAUCGCUCCAGCUCCACACAGACCGAAGCCUCCGCACUGCUCUACUUCCUCAUGAGGAGGAAUUUUGAGUUUACGAAGGGCAAAUGCAUCGUCCGCUCACACCUGCAGGUCAUUAAAUCUGUAAGUCAGCUGAUCGCUGAUGCAGGUAUCGGUGGUUCACGCUUCCAGCAGUCUCUGGCCAUCAUCAACAACUUCGCAAAUGGAGACACACCGCUCAAAAACACAACAUUCCCGGCUGAUGUGAAGGACCUGACCAAGAGGAUACGCACUGUCCUGAUGGCCACGUCCCAAAUGAAGGAGCAUGAAAAGGACCCGGAGAUGCUGGUGGACCUGCAGUACAGCCUCGCCAACUCCUACGCCAGCACGCCUGAGCUCAGACGCACCUGGCUGGAAAGCAUGGCCAAGAUCCACGUUAGAAACGGAGACCUGUCUGAGGCGGCCAUGUGCUAUAUCCACAUCUCAGCACUUAUAGCAGAGUCUCUGAGGAGGAGAGGUUACUGGAAGUCUGAGAAGGGUCGGAUGUCAAGUGUGAGCAAAGAGGGAGCCUGUGUAAUUAACUCUAGCCCCUUACUAACUUCCCAAGAUGGAGAAACAUCAUUCAGUAUGGGCUGGGCCGCCUUCAUGAACAUCUCUCCCAACGUUAAAGAAGAGGGAGCGAUGAAGGAGGACGCCGGCACUCAGGACACUCCUUACACUGAGGACACACUGGUGGAGCAGCUGGAGAUGUGUGUGGAUUACCUCUGGAAGUCUGAGAGAUACGAGCUCAUCGCAGAGAUCAACAAGCCUGUUAUAGCCGUCUUCGAAAAGAGACGAGAUUUCAAGCGGUUAUCGGAGCUGUACUACGACAUUCACCGCUCGUACCUGAAGGUGACAGAGGUGGUGAACUCUGAGAAACGCCUGUUUGGUCGCUACUAUCGAGUGGCCUUCUAUGGACAGGGCUUCUUUGAGGAAGAGGAGAGUAAGGAGUUUAUCUAUAAGGAGCCGAAGCUCACAGGACUGUCAGAGAUUUCUCAAAGACUCCUCAAACUCUACUCAGAUAAGUUUGGAGCUGAUAAUGUCAAGAUGAUCCAAGACUCCAACAAGGUGAAUCCUAAAGACCUGGACCCCAGAUUUGCCUACAUCCAGGUGACCUACGUAGUGCCUUAUUUUAGUGAGAAGGAGCAGCUGGAGAAGAAGACCGACUUUGAGCGCCAUCACAACAUCAAUCGCUUUGUCUUUGAGACGCCCUUCACGCUUUCUGGGAAAAAACACGGAGACGUGGAGGAACAGUGCAAAAGAAAAACCAUCCUGACCACGAGCUCUAGUUUUCCCUUCUUGAAGAAGCGUAUCGAGGUGGUGGAGCAGCAGAGCACAGAGAUGAACCCCAUCGAGGUGGCGAUCGACGAGAUGAGUCGGAAAGUGUCUGAACUCAAUCAGCUGUGCAGCAUGCAGGAGGUGGACAUGAUCCGGCUGCAGCUCAAACUACAGGGCAGCGUCAGCGUUAAGGUAAAUGCUGGGCCAAUGGCCUAUGCCAGAGCCUUUCUAGAGGAGAAGAAUGCCAAGAAAUACCCAGACAACCAGGUCAAACUCCUGAAAGAGAUCUUUAGGCAGUUUGCAGACGCGUGUGGUCAGGCCUUGAAGGUGAAUGAGCGUCUCAUAAAGGAAGAUCAGCUGGAGUAUCAGGAGGAGAUGAAAGCUCACUAUAAAGACAUGCUGACCGAGCUCUCCGCCAUCAUGAACGAACAGAUCCCGUACACGAGACAACCCGGAACAGAACGACACAGUGCCAUUUGAGCUGCUAGUGAGUCUGGGAAAGUGCUCACGGACAUUUCUAUCUGACAUGGCUUGUGGGUUUUUCUGACCAGAAGGAGUAAAAACUUUGAUUUUAACAAAAUAGAAAUAGACAAAAAAGGAAAAGAAUUGUAGUCUUGUGGAUGAAGCAGAAUGCCGUGUCUUUGCCUAUGUAACACACACACACACACACACACACACACACACCAAUAGCAUCUGAAGAACUACAGGUACAUCACAUCAAAUAUGCCUUUUUUUCUAGACCCUGUUCUUUUUUAGAAAGCAGUGACCUUAAUUAACUCGAGUUGUGUUUGACUAAGCAAAUAUUUUCUAGGGCUUUCACCUCAAUGCUUUCUGUUGUGUUUUUGACUGAUAUCCGAAUGCUGUCAGGCGUACGGUCGUCAUGUUUCACGUAUCCCACAUAACGGUGUUGAACACAUCUCUAGUCUCCGAGUGAAUGUAAAGCUCCUAACAGUCUGCCGGUUCCAGCUCAUUCCUUUGACAAACGCAGAUGUGCUAUUUUAUACGUUUUUUUAUGAUUGACAAUGUUUUACUGUUAUUACAUGUACUGUAAAUUGUAAAUAAGAAUAAUUAAAAUUUAAAAUGUUUCUUUUUAUAUAUUAAAAGAUGAUAUAUGUG
Molecule: messenger RNA, 7494 nt
Organism: Labeo rohita (rohu)
Lineage: Eukaryota; Metazoa; Chordata; Actinopteri; Cypriniformes; Cyprinidae
Gene: dock10
Product: dedicator of cytokinesis 10
Exons: 56
Coding region: 298-6858 (2186 amino acids)
Biological process (GO): small GTPase-mediated signal transduction; dendritic spine morphogenesis; regulation of cell migration
Molecular function (GO): guanyl-nucleotide exchange factor activity
Source: RefSeq, a predicted model, not a curated record